Anolis sagrei ordinatus is the source of this 1914-nucleotide messenger RNA. Lineage: Eukaryota; Metazoa; Chordata; Lepidosauria; Squamata; Anolidae. The record is from RefSeq and is a predicted model, not a curated record.
CUCCUUUUUUGCCCUUGAGAGAGUAGAUUGGGUUCAUACUAAAAUCAUUCCAAAGAGGCUCGGUGCAAAUGCAGAAUACCCAGUGGUGUGAAUUCACAGAUGACCACACAAGGAAAGACAGUUACAGGUAAGCAACCUAUUAUUCUUGUCAGUCCGUUCACCACAAAUAUCUUGGACUUUCAUUCCACCUUUGCUUGCUCUUCACCACUUGUGAGGUCAGCGGGCUUUUAAUUUGAGUGUUGUUUUCCAUCUCCUCUUUCUCCUUUUAGCCUCUGCCAGCCCUUGAGGAGGCUGUUGUGUGGCUCUCUGAGAAGGAGUGGAGUGCCCUGGUGGGCUUGGUGUGUAGAAGAUACAGUGGAGACUGGUGAGAACAUGGCACCCAGAAAUCAGCAGAAGAAACACAAGAAGCCAGCUGUAACAAAGCCUGGUGCGGAAAAACAGGUGUCUGGAAAGCAAAAGAGAACGAAAACAGGGGAGAAACCAUAUAAAUGCAUGGAAUGUGGAAAGGGCUUCAGCCAGAAAGCAAGUCUACGUGUACAUCAAAGAAUACACACAGGAGAGAAGCCAUACAAAUGCAUGGAAUGCGGAAAGAGCUUCAGCGAUGGUGGAUCAUAUAAGAAACAUCUAAAGGCUCACACAGGAGAAAAACCAUAUAAAUGUAUAGAAUGUGGAAAGAGCUUUGGUGACCGUACACAACUUUGUACACAUCAAAGAACACACACAGGGGAGAAACCAUACGAAUGCAUGGAAUGUGGAAAGGGCUUCAGUCAGAACGGAAAUGUACUUAAACAUCAAAGGACACACACAGGAGAGAAGCCAUAUGAAUGCAUGGAAUGUGGAAGGAGCUUCAAUUGCAAUGAGACUCUACGUUCCCAUCAAAGAACCCACACAGGAGAGAAACCCUAUGAAUGCAUGGAAUGUGGAAAGGGCUUCAGUCAGAGCGGAAGUCUACUUAUACAUCAAAGAACACACACAGGAGAGAAGCCAUACAAAUGCAUGGAAUGUGGAAGGAGCUUCAGUACUGGUGGAAGUCUACGUUUGCACCAAAGAACCCACACAGAAGAGAAACCCUAUGAAUGCAUGGAAUGUGGAAAGGGCUUCAGUGAUAGAGGAGGAUAUAAUCAACAUCAAAGGAUUCACUCAGGCGAGAAGCCCUACAAAUGCAUAGAAUGUGAUAAAACCUUCAGGUGCCGUUCAAAUCUGCUGACACAUCAAAAAACACACAGAGGAGAGAAACCAUACAAAUGCAUAGUGUGUGGAAAGGGCUUCAGUAGAACUGAUCAUCUGCGCGUACAUGAAAGAACGCAUUCUGGAGACAAACCCUAUAAAUGCACGGAAUGUGGAAAGAGCUUCAGUCAGAUGGCAAAUCUACGUGUCCAUGAAAGGACACACACAGGGGAGAGACCAUAUGAAUGCACAGUAUGUGGAAUGAGCUUCCGUGAUAAAGGCUCAUGUAAUAAACAUCUAAGGACCCACACAAGGGAGAAACCAUAUGAAUGUGUGGAAUGUGGAAAGAGUUUCAGUUGCAGUGGAAAUCUACAUAUACAUCAAAGAACUCACACAGGGGAGAAACCGCAUGAAUGCAAGGAAUGCGGGAUGAGUUUCUCUACUAGUAGCAGUUUGCGGUCGCAUCAAAGAACCCACACUGGGGAGAAACCUUAUGAAUGCAUGGAGUGUGGAAAGAGCUUCAGUUGCAGUGGAAGUCUACAUUCCCAUCAAAGAAUCCACACAGGAGAGAAACCAUAUCAAUGCCUGGAAUGUGGAAAGUGUUUCAGGGACAGAGGACAUUUGCGAUCUCAUCAUACGACCCACACAGGGGAAAAGCCAUAUAAAUGCAUGGAAUGUGGAAAGGCCUUCAGCAAAAGUGACCGUUUACAUGCCCAUCAUAAGGCCCACAUGAGAAAAACCACAUAA